CCUGUUGGAGAUAUGAAAUGAUCAGCUGCUGGCAGAAGGACAUUUGACUUUCAGAUAGAGAGGAGCUUGUUAGGUGGAUAUACUGUACAGGAGGUGGCUCAGAUAGGAGUGGGCAUGUGGUUGAACACAGAUUCUCCCCGGAGGUCAUCCAGCAUCCCCAUUAACAUUAACCUGCACGGUGCUCGCAGGCGGCAGACACGACACGGGGAAUUCUUCCACACUAUGGUGGCUCAGGACCGCGAUCGGAGCCGAGGAGCUGACGGGCACGGAGGGCAGGGGGUUCGGACCCAGGUGCCAGGUGCAAGCGUCGGGGAGGACCGCGCCAUCCUGCUGGGCUGCACCAUGAUGGCCUUCUCUGUGCUCAUGUUCUUUGUAGUCGGCAUCACAGUGAUCAAACCCUUUGUUAACAGUGGCUGGGAUGAUGGUAAUGCCAGCUGCGUGCUGCAGAAGAGUGAGAUACUGGAGGAGUGGGUGGACUGCAGAGGUGUGAGCACAGUGCCGUGCCUCAAGGCGACGGUGACGGUUUACUUCAAUGGCUCCACCGAGGAGGCCGUGCUCCACUUAAACGAGGAUUCUGUUCUCCUCGUGACCGAGUGUUUCUACAUGCCCAAAUGCCAAAUGGACAGAAAAGCACUUCAGGAUCAAGUCCAGAAAGUGAACAGCAGCCUGGACAGUCUGCUCGGGAACAACACCGCAUGUUUAACUGAUCAGACGAGGUACCCCAACCACGCCAUCUUACACAGGAAGUACACUUUGCAGAUGGUCCUAUUUGCACUGCUGUGGCCCUGUAUACUGCUGGGCGGUGGAGCUCUGCUGGUGGGCCUUGUGAAACUGACUCAGUGUCUAGCCCAUCUGUCCACAGAGGUGAUCAGUGAAGCUGCAGGGGGCCGGCUGACUUCAAGAUACACUCAGGGCAAACUGUACAGGCUGCUCCGUAGGUCCAGCGCACAGUCUCCCUCAUGACAUGUCCAGAGCUUAAGCUGUAAUAAGCCAAAAAAUGCCAUUUUUGUAAGCCUUUUAACUGGUACAUAAUGUUAUCUAGUGUUGAUUUGUAAAAGGUUAGUCAAAGUAAAAUGUUGGUCUGAAGUGUGAGAAUUGAAAAUCUAUACAGUUUUCGCCUCCUUCUUAUUAAAAAGUGCCUUCCUCUGUUAUUAAAUAGACACUGAUGUCCAAAUGAUGGCAGAAAGAAGCAAAGUCUGCCUGAACAGCCACACAAUUCAUGAUGUUUCACACUCAGUCAGCACCAAUUAGUACCUCUCAUGUUUAAUUAGGCAUAUAUUCAAUAUUUGUUAAGUGUCGAGCAGGUAGCGCUCCAACUUGCUCGGGACGGGGAUCACUUACAGGAGAGAAGCAUUCCAAUGCUCUCCUGGUAAUCCAAACACUGAUUUACCCAGCCUGGGCUCUGGGUCGCCGACUGAUGCUUUUUAAUGUUUUCCAGAUAGCAAGCUGGCUAAUAAGUCAGUUUAUGAGGGAUGAUUAUUAGCACCCUGAGAGAAGUGAGGAAAUUCAUGACAGAUUGAUGUGAUGUGUCACAGUUGGAUGAGAGUUUCUAUUGGUCCAAUGAUAAUAUGCGAGGGAGUACUGGACACAAUAUGUUUAGAAUAAUAACAGACUCUGCUUGAAUGUCUUUGCAUGAUUCAUGGUUAAAAAUAAUUUUCAUCUUGGAGUUUUGUGUAAAACUCUCAAUCCACUUCCCAUGUCCUUAUAUUUCACUUCAAAGGAUCCAGACUCUCUUGUUAUUUUUAAAGUGCUUUUGAGCGAUAGAUCUACAGGUUUUUGGAAGGUUUUUCACAGUAUCCUUUUUGGACACUUAUUGUUCUUCAUUCAUUUUCAGUGCAAUCCUUGAAUAACUGAACAUGUCCAGAGGAUUCUUUUCUUUGUUUGGUAUUUGUUUUUAAGCCACUUAACACUGAGCUAUGAAUCAUUCAAGCAUAAAAAAGCAACUAACCCAACGGAUGAACCAGUGUUGUCUACAUGCAACAGACAACUUGACAAAGACAAUUUUAAAUUGUAUCUUUAGGCACUUUGUUAACUUGUACCCAUUUGCUUAGAUGAAAAAUUCUAUGAAAGAUGUAUAAAAUGACAGAGAUAAACAUCAAGUAGUAUUUUUACACCAACAAGGUGAUUCCCAAAGCGCCAGUAGCAGAAAACAUGACCUAACUCAGCAUGGUGUGCAGUGUGCCCUUAAAAAACCAUCUAUAGCAGAUGAACCGUAUCUGAAAGUCAUGUCUGUAAGAGAUAAUAUCCAGAAAAGAUCUGACACAGGACCUGAGAGAUACAUGUGGCACUACUGUUCACUGAAGCCUAAUAAGAAAUGACCUAAGUGGAAGGGUGGGUGUUAAGAUGCCUCUGUUAAUGAAAGGACUGGACUUAAAAUCAGUUGCAAUGGAAAUUUUUUGUUAAAAUCAUUGUCAGUAUGUAUGGAGGAGUUGAGGAGAGAGUGGGUGUCUGCAGCCUUCUGUAAAACACGGUGGAGGCUGUGUCAUGGUUUGGGGCAGCAUUUCAGCCACUGGUGUUGGUGAUAUCAACAAAAUUUGUAGAACAGAUCAGCAUGAUUGAUCCCAAACACACUGCCAAUGCAUAGAAAAAUGCAUAAUGUAACACUAUUGCUCCCUAGAUCCCAGACCUCAGCAUUACUGAAGCAGUGUGGGAUCAUCUUAACAGAGGACAAAAAUCAGUCAACAUCCAAAGAUACGCUUUGAAUGUCCUUCAAGAAGCCUGGAGAACUAUUCCUGAAGACUACUUAAAAAAAUGACUGUUAUGAACGUUAGAUAAUGUAAAUGGGACUCAUGUCACAAGUGUGCCAUAUUGCACAGACCCUUUUAAUAAGUUUUUUUUUGUAUUUUUCUAUGAAAACCUUUAUAAUACUUCUCUUCAUAGCUUUGGCUCACUGUGUAAAUAUUAUUUUGGGGUUUUAUUUUGUAAGCAUGGCAAUGGAAAAGUGGCUUGUAAAUUACCUAAAUGUUUAAACAAGUAAAAUAAACUGCCAGACCUAUU
Molecule: messenger RNA, 2997 nt
Organism: Oreochromis niloticus (Nile tilapia)
Lineage: Eukaryota; Metazoa; Chordata; Actinopteri; Cichliformes; Cichlidae
Gene: kcnmb3
Product: potassium calcium-activated channel subfamily M regulatory beta subunit 3
Exons: 4
Coding region: 115-963 (282 amino acids)
Biological process (GO): detection of calcium ion; potassium ion transport
Cellular component (GO): membrane; voltage-gated potassium channel complex
Molecular function (GO): potassium channel regulator activity; calcium-activated potassium channel activity
Source: RefSeq, a predicted model, not a curated record